This is a messenger RNA of Microthlaspi erraticum, 399 nucleotides long. Lineage: Eukaryota; Viridiplantae; Streptophyta; Magnoliopsida; Brassicales; Brassicaceae. The record is from the annotation of a GenBank genome assembly.
AUGAUCAUGGGAGGCCUCCUGGAUAACGACGAUUCCAUAUCGGCGAUCAAGGAAUACGAACGAAAGGCCGAUGCGAGCGGGCUGGACAUCCCUCACCUCGACCCACUCGUAAUCACUCUACAGAUCCACGACUGUGACGUCGCGAAGGUCCUGGUUGAUACCGGGAGCACGGUGAACCUCAUCUUUCUGGAAACACUGAACCGCAUGGGAGUGGAGGAAGGAUCUAUCAAACCUACAUCCCGUCCCCUCACCGGUUUCACCGCCGAGCAUGUUUACAGCUGUGGCACAGUCCGGCUCCCCGUUUAUGUCGGCGGAAUUUCAAAGCUCUUGAAGUUCAUCGUCAUGGACAAACCGGCCAUCUAUAACGCAUCCUCGGCACCCCAUGGCUCCAUGAAAUGA